CAUUCCGUUUUUUCUCUCCACAGGAGCGUUAAUAACACCGAUCCCCUUCAUCGUCGUUCUCUAGAAACUUCAGUGUCAAUUCAGAGUCAUCAGCAAUGGCGACAAACAUCGGAAUGAUGGACGCUGCUUAUUUCGUAGGCCGAUCGGAGAUCUUAUCGUGGAUCAACUCAACUCUCCGACUCAAUCUCUCCAAAGUCGAGGAGGCAUGUUCGGGUGCUGUUCAUUGUCAGCUAAUGGAUGUCGCGCAUCCUGGUACUGUUCCGAUGCACAAAGUCAAUUUCGAUGCCAAAACUGAAUACGACAUGAUUCAGAAUUACAAGGUUCUUCAAGAUGUUUUCAACAAACUCAAGAUCACCAAGCACAUCGAAGUGAGCAAACUGGUGAAAGGAAGACCACUGGAUAACCUCGAAUUCAUGCAAUGGAUGAAACGAUACUGCGAUUCAGUCAGCGGAGGCGCUAAUCAAAAUUACAAUCCUGAAGAGAGAAGAGAAGCUUGCAAAGGCGGGAAAGACGUCAGCAAAAAACCUACUCGGAGUUCCACUUCCACCGGUGCACCACCUAAAUCUCAUAACUCUCGAAGAGUUGACACACCGACUCCCAACUCAACACUCCUUCCUCCUGUCAAGAACACAACCAUCGACACAUCCGCAUACGAGAAACAGAUCACUGAACUGAAACUAACAAUGGAUAGCCUCGAGAAAGAGAGAGAUUUCUACUUCGGGAAGCUCAGAGACAUUGAAAUCCUCUGCCGGAUUUCGACCAUGUCAAAUAUACCAGGUAUUGAAGCUAUAAAGAGGAUACUAUAUGCUGCUGAAGAUGAUGCUUCGAUAGUUGAAGAAGCUCAAGCUAUGCUUCUGAAUAAUGAAAAUAAAGAACAAGAAGAAGAAGAGUCGAAGUCUGAUUCACAGAAGAGGAAAUCGAUUGUGAACGCUGAAGUUGAUGCGGCGGCGAACACGGCGUUGUCUCCCAGGCUAAAGGUUUCCGACGGUUCCGAUGUGCAUUCUAGUGGAUCACCUCUCUUGAUCUCCUGGUGAAGAGGUAUAUUUGAGUAUUGUCAAAUUUGGACGUAAAGAAUUGGUAUUUGCAAGUUUAGUCCUUUGGGUUUUUGAUGGGGAUAUAUAUACAUAAUACGUAUGGUACAAAAGAUG
Messenger RNA from Lactuca virosa, 1148 nucleotides. NCBI's taxonomy places the organism in Eukaryota, Viridiplantae, Streptophyta, Magnoliopsida, Asterales, Asteraceae. The record is from the annotation of a GenBank genome assembly.